This is a messenger RNA of Ilex paraguariensis (yerba mate), 423 nucleotides long. The record is from the annotation of a GenBank genome assembly. Lineage: Eukaryota; Viridiplantae; Streptophyta; Magnoliopsida; Aquifoliales; Aquifoliaceae.
AUGGAGUCGUUGAUCGAACUCUGCGAUCUGAUCGCACAAAAUCCUUCGCAGUUUGCUGAUAAAUUGGCUUGGAUUUGUGGCCGAUGUCCACCAAUUGACUCUGUUCCGGCAGGAUCAUUGAGGGUUUCGAGGUCACAACUUAUUGCAGUACUCGCCACGGCUAGAUUUCUUUUUAAAUGCUCCAGUUUCGAUGGCAUGAGACCCAAACCGGCAGUCCUAGGGUUUUUUAGGUCGAUUCCGUAUUCUUUCGCUCAAUCUUUUUGGCCACAGUCGUUUGGAAUCGCUUCGUUCUUUAAGGAUUUCUUGAGUUAUGUGAAUAAAGCUAGUGAGCUGUCCUCGGAUUUUGCCAUGGACGUUGUGGAGUAUAUGGGAGAGAUUGUGAUGUCGGCGAUUAACAAUGUCGGUGGAGAUUUGGGGCUUUAA